AUGAAGCAAGGUGCUUUUGUUUCUUCAUGGCUGCCUGGUCUCAACUUUUCCGCACCAAGGUCCCGUUCUGCCAAAUGCCAUGCGAGUCCGCAAAUGAGUAUCGUUUCUCACGAAAAGCUCCAAGUAUUGUUCGAAUCUGAGACUUCAGAAUUAGCACAGUACAAAAUUGAACUUGAAAUCCCUGCUUCACAUUCUAAGGACAAGCGAAGGCAAAGCGUCCAAGCAUUAAGAAAGAACGCAGACUUCAAAGGAUUUCGCAAAGGAACCAUCCCGCCGUUCAUCAUGAAGGACAUUCCUGGGUUUGUGCUACGCGAUUCCAUCGAAGAGCUUCUCGAAGAAGCACUACAGGAGCUGAAGUUAGAGAAGACUGAUGGUGACGCAGCAGACCCAGACAUCGACUUUGAGGAAAUGAUGGGACGAUUUAAUGUUGGAGAGGAUUUCCGAUUUUCCCUAGAAAUGCCUCUGCGAAAGGUUUUGUCUUUAGAUACAGAAUCGUUAACUCAAGAUAUUUUGGAUGUGAAGUCGGAUGUAGAUUUGUCUGAUGCAGAGUCAGACGCAAUGAGCAAGACCGCUGAGGCUGAAGCAUCACAACCAUCGACUUAG
Molecule: messenger RNA, 603 nt
Organism: Chondrus crispus (carragheen)
Lineage: Eukaryota; Rhodophyta; Florideophyceae; Gigartinales; Gigartinaceae
Exons: 1
Coding region: 1-603 (200 amino acids)
Biological process (GO): protein transport; protein folding
Source: RefSeq, a predicted model, not a curated record